CGUCAAUCACCUUGACGCACGAUUCAAUAAAUUCAAGUCCCUUUGCGGUGCAUUGCUCAAAUCGGACAUUAUGCCCCAAUAUAAGAAACAUGUCCGCCAUCAACCUGAUUAACGAUAAUAAACCAGACGAACUUCAAAUUCCCGACGACGAUAGAAAAAAUGAAAAUAAAGGCGACGAUUACGAGUCGGAUAUAAUCGACAAAAUACUGGAAAUCCGAUCGAAAAUAGAGAAAAUCGAAGCCGAUAUAAAAUCGAAGAGCUCCGAAGCGCUCAAAGCCGAAUGUAAAAUCAUCGAGGAAACUUUACUUCAAUACAUUAUCAAGCUAGAUAACAUCGAUACGAAAUCUAUUGACAAAGUCAGAGAUUUGAGGAAGAAAACAAUUUUAUACACGCAGGAUUGUUUAAACAUGUUCGAUACGAAAUUACAUUCAUAAAUAAAUUCGCUUUUAAUACAU
This is a messenger RNA of Phyllotreta striolata, 455 nucleotides long. Lineage: Eukaryota; Metazoa; Arthropoda; Insecta; Coleoptera; Chrysomelidae. The record is from the annotation of a GenBank genome assembly.